Molecule: messenger RNA, 300 nt
Organism: Symbiodinium natans
Lineage: Eukaryota; Dinophyceae; Suessiales; Symbiodiniaceae
Source: the annotation of a GenBank genome assembly
AUGGCCGCGGCGCGAUUGGGCAAGGCCUCGCUUCGUCUUGCGGGCGCAUGCGGGAGCCUCGCCGUCGCUUGCGCAAGUUAUCUCACGAAUUCGGAGGCCUCUUCAGGUAUUCCCGUCCAGCACCUAACUUCCACGCCGGGCGACUCACUUCCGCCCAGAGCAGCUGCCGUGCUGCUGGACGGCAGGCGUCACGGCUUCAGCAGUCUGGCAGACCUGCGCUCACUGUGCGACCGCAUCGACAUUGAUGGCUGGGUCCGCAGGGUGCCUCAGGCUGUGGGACUUCGGUGCUCUAGGGUUUGA